Molecule: messenger RNA, 1076 nt
Organism: Triticum dicoccoides
Lineage: Eukaryota; Viridiplantae; Streptophyta; Magnoliopsida; Poales; Poaceae
Product: probable esterase PIR7A
Exons: 3
Coding region: 55-852 (265 amino acids)
Biological process (GO): salicylic acid metabolic process; jasmonic acid metabolic process
Molecular function (GO): methyl jasmonate esterase activity; methyl indole-3-acetate esterase activity; methyl salicylate esterase activity
Source: RefSeq, a predicted model, not a curated record
AUUCCCUCGCCAAAGAUAUCUGCAAGCUGCAGGCAGGAGCUGAGGUGAGAUCCUAUGGAGGGGAGCGGCGGCGGCAAGCACUUCAUCCUCGUCCACGGCCUCUGCCACGGCGCGUGGUGCUGGUACAAGCUGGUGCCGAUGCUCCGCGCCGCCGGGCACCGUGUUACGGCGCUCGACAUGGCCGCGUCCGGCGCGCACCCGGCGCGCAUGGACGAGGUGGCGUCCUUCGAGGACUACUCGCGGCCGCUGCUCGACGCCGUGGCCGCGGCACCGGCUGGCGAGAGGCUGGUCCUGGUCGGGCACAGCCUCGGCGGGCUCAACCUCGCGCUCGCCAUGGAGGGAUUCCCGCGCAAGGUCGCCGCGGCCGUGUUCCUCGCCGCGUGCAUGGCGUGCGCCGGCAGGCACAUGGGCGUCACCAUCGAGGAGUUCUGCAGAAGAACCCCAGCCGAUUUUUUCAUGGACAGCAAGAGCAUGGUUCUGAACACAGACCAAGGCCCUCGGCCUGCAGUCGCGCUUGGCCCCAAAUUGUUGGCAGCGAAAUUGUACGAUCGAAGCUCAGUCGAGGACCUGAUGCUGGCCACGUUGCUGGUGAGGCCGGGCUGCCAGUUCGUGGACGAUCCGUUGAUGAGGGACGAGGCUCUGCUCACCGACGCCAACUACGGGUCGGUGAAGAAGGUGUACGUGGUGCUCAAGGACGAUGCUUCAUCCUCCGAGGAGAUGCAGCGCUGGAUGGUCGACCUGAGCCCUGGCACAGAAGCCGAGGAGCUGGCCGGAGCCGACCACAUGGCCAUGUGCUCAAAGCCCAGGGAACUCUGUGAUGUUUUGCUCAGGAUCGCCAGCAAGCAUGACUGAGAAUGAUUGUGCAUAUCCAGCCAUACAACAAGCAUGCCAGACUGUUAGAAAAAAGAAUUCCAAAAUCUAGUACACCCUUCGAUCCGAAUUAAUGGACACGGCAUUGUAUAGAGAUUGCGUCCAUUAAUUUAAUUUAGAUCGGAGGGAGUAAAGAAUCGACUGAUCGACAAAUGCCAGACUAAAGCAUCAGGAAUUCAGGAUAAGAGUAACUCUAGCAGAUCCCC